Molecule: messenger RNA, 3805 nt
Organism: Carya illinoinensis
Lineage: Eukaryota; Viridiplantae; Streptophyta; Magnoliopsida; Fagales; Juglandaceae
Product: disease resistance protein RPV1-like
Exons: 5
Coding region: 185-3619 (1144 amino acids)
Biological process (GO): defense response; signal transduction
Molecular function (GO): ADP binding
Source: RefSeq, a predicted model, not a curated record
AGAAGUUGCCAACACAUUUGUCAUCUUUCUUUUAAUUUUCCCCUUCUUUUUUCAAUAUUGAUGGCGCAACGCACGUGGCAUUGUUUUGCCCAUCAAUCCCCGGAUAUAAUUUGGCUGCAAAAGGCAUACAUUCUUGUAGUCCCUACCGUUCAUCAGCCUAAUUUCAUACACUGUAACUUCUUCCAUGGCCUUGCAACCAGCUCUUCCAAGGGUUUAUGAUGUGUUCUUGAGUUUUAGAGGUGAAGAUGUUCGACAAAACUUUAUUUCUCACCUAUAUGAUGCUUUGCGUAAAAAGGGAAUCAACACUUACAUUGAUGAGCACCUUGAAAGAGGAAAGGAAAUUUCACCUACACUUCUCAAAGCUAUUGAGGAGUCAAGGAUCUCGAUUAUCGUUCUUUCUAAAAACUAUGCAUCAUCCACGUGGUGUUUGGAGGAGCUGAUGAAGAUUCUCGAGUGUAGAGAAAUAAAACAACAAAUAGUUCUACCGGUGUUUUACAAAGUGCAUCCAUCGAUAGUCCGGAGACAAAAGAAAAAUUAUGGAGAGGCAUUGGCCAACUACAAAGACAAAUUGAAUGAUGAUACAAAGGUGGAUAGCUGGAAGGCUGCGCUAAAGGAAUUGGCCAAUUUCUCUGGGUUCCAUUUAAAGAAGGAUGGGAAUGAAUCUGAAUUUAUCGAUAGCAUCAUUCAACUGGUGGACUCAAAAAUAAUAAAUCAAACAUACUUUGAGGUUGCCAAUCAUCCAAUUGGAGUGGUGUCUCGUGUGCAGCAUGUAUAUUCCCUUUUAAGCAUCGGAGAGAAUGAUAUUGUACAUAUGGUAGGGAUCUUUGGAGUUGGAGGAAUUGGAAAGACAACUAUUGCCAAAGCGAUAUAUAAUAUAAUUUCUUCUAAAUUUGAAGGUAGUUGUUUCUUGAAAAACAUUAGAGAAUCUUCAAAGAGCGAGUAUGGUUUGGUCCAAUUGCAAGAGACUCUUCUUUCUCAUAUCCUAGGAGCAUCUUUGGUAUGUAAUAUUGGCCACGUCGACAGAGGAAUCAAUGUGAUAAAGAAUAAACUUUGUUAUAAAAGAGUUCUUCUAAUUCUUGAUGAUGUGGAUGAUUGGGAACAAUUGAAAGCUUUGGCCGGAAAUCGUAAUUGGUUUGGUUUUGGAAGUAGAAUCAUUAUAACAACAAGGGAUAAAAAUCUACUAUGUAACUAUGAAGUUGAUGCAACAUAUGAAGUGGAGGAAUUGAACCAUUAUGAAGCUCUAGAGCUAUUUAGUUUGUGUGCCUUUAAAAGAAAGAAACCACUUAAUAACUACAUGGAACUUACACAACGUAUAAUACGUUAUGCUGGGGGCCUUCCUCUAGCUUUGGAAGUGCUUGGUUUGGAUCUAUGUGGUAGAAGUAUACAUGAAUGGGAAAGUGCUUUGGAAGAGUACAAAAGAAUUCCUCACCAGAAGAUUCAAAAAAUACUUAGAAUGAGCUAUGAUAGUUUGCGUGAAAGUGAGAAGAAGAUUUUUCUUGACAUUGCAUGUUUCUUCAAGGGAGAGAAAGUAGAUUAUGUUGUGAAAAUAUUAGAUAGUUGUGGUUUAAGUCCAAAUAUUGGAAUAAAAAAACUGAUGGAUAAGUCUCUCAUUACCAUUGAUUGUAAUAAAUUUGAGAUGCAUGACUUGGUACAAGAUAUGGGUAGAGAAAUUGUUCGAGAAGAAUCACCAAAAGAGCCCGGUGGACGCAGUAGAUUGUGGUUUCAUGAAGAUAUUCGACAUGUACUUGAAGAAAAUACGGGAACAAACCAAAUUGAAGGCAUGCUGAUAGAUUUACCUAAAAAUGACAUGAUAUGCUUGAGUUCGGAGGCAUUCAUGAAGAUGAAAAACCUAAGAUAUUUCAUAAAUCAUAAUGCACGCUUCUCUAGAAGUCCUAGUUAUCUUUCUAACGAGUUAAGAGUGCUUAAUUGGGUGGAAUAUCCUUCACAAUCGUUGCCAUAUAAUUUCCAUGGAAGAAAGCUGGUUGAUCUUAGAAUAAGUGAUAGCCUCUUCAAGGAAUUGGGAGUGGGAUUCCAGAAUUUCCAGAACUUGGCCAGGAUGGACUUCUCUCUUUGUGAAUUUCUGACAAAAAUCCCCGAUCUUUCUCAGAUUCCAAAUUUAGAGUGGUUGGAUGUUGAUGAUUGUACAAACUUAGUUGAGGUUCAUGCUUCAGUAGGAUCCCUUGAUAAGCUUGAGCAUCUCUCAUUUGCCCAUUGCACUAAGCUUAUCGGUUUGCCAACAAAGCUCAAGUUUAGGUAUCUUAAAUACCUCCGGGUUGACGGUUGCUUAAGCCUUCAGCAUUUCCCUGAAAUAGAGUUUGAAAGGGAAUGUUUAAGGCAUCUUAGUUUAGCAAACACCAAUAUAAAAGAAUUGCCUUUAUCCAUUGGGCACCUCUCUGGGCUUGAAGUAUUGCAUCUAGGAGGCUGCAAAAAUCUUGUGCAUCUCCCCACUAGAAUUCUUCGAUUUCAACGUCUGAAGUAUCUUAGUCUAGCCGGCUGUUCAAAACUUGUUUUUAUUCCAAAUAUCUCGACGGAUGAUUGUUGCUCAAUAGACCUUCCAGCGCUGGAACAUUUGGAUCUUGAAAAUUGUCACCUGCCAAACCCUGAUAUCCUGAUGAGACUCAAUCGCUAUUUUACUCUGCAGUAUUUAAUUCUAUCAGGGAGUGAUAUUAUUAGGCUUCCAGAAAGCAUUACCAUGUUUUUUGACAUGAUGUACAUUGAGUUGAUAGAUUGCAAGAAACUUCAAGAAAUUCCUGCACUGCCCCCAAAUAUACAAAUCGUAGAUAUAACUGGGUGCAUGUCAUUGGAAAGAUUUUCAGAUGGAUUAAAAGUACCGCACCUCUUUACAAGUCAAAUGCGAGACCAACGAUGGAUUGACUCGUCCUUAUGCCUCAAAAUUCAUAGGAAUAUAGAUGGGUUUUCGGAAUACUUCAAAAACCAUUCAGGCAAUAAUAUAUUUCCGGGGAAUAGGAUUCCAGAAUGGUUUAACCAUACGAAGCAAAAUUCCAAAAAUUGGAUUCCAGACCGAUUCAACGAUCUUGAGCCGUAUUCAGCAAAUAUGAAUCAAGAUUGCAGCUAUUUUAAGCAGACUCUAUAUCGUAGUUCUUGUCAAAUAACAAUAAAUGGGCUGAAAACUUUGGAAAAUAUAAGAGGAGUUGCUAUAUGUGUCGUUCUCGAACCCAUUCUGAAGAUCUACCCCCAAAAAGGUACUACUCUUACAGUCAAGACCGGAAGGGAUGUUUUCCCUUAUAUUGAGUGUUUGCCGGGACAUCAUGUUUAUUUAAGGGGUUCAGAUGCUCAUGUAUGGCUAAAUUACACCAUUUUAGAUGAUCAUAUGAACCCAUUAAAUCUGGAAUUGAAUGUUGGUAGUGCACAUAAACCGGUGUUCUUCAAAAGUUGCGGAGUCCAUCUGAUAUUCAAGAAUGAAAAGGAAGGAAAAGAUCAUCUAGGUUUUCUGCAUUUAAUGGAUGGUAUUGGAGGUUGGAAGAGGAGGUGUGUCGAUGAUGACCGCUACUUGGAAUCCACUUCAUGCCCACAACCGAACAGGGGUUCCUCAACCUUGGCCAUCAAUUUUGAAUUUCAAGGAUUCUCUGAACAGUUUGGAGGAGGAACUUACAAAUAAUUUGCAUCUUGAAUUGUCCCCUUAAUUGCGGAUCAGGUUUUCUUGUUUAGGAACUGAUCAUCACAAUUUGGUGUUUUGGUUUGACAGUCUCCUGUAUAUGAAUAUUAUCAUCCCUGUUAGACCAUUUGUGUAACCGUGAUCCGUGUACAUUUUCUUUUAAUCUUUCUUCUUUAGUUUCCAAUUUCC